This is a messenger RNA of Paraphaeosphaeria sporulosa, 1023 nucleotides long. RefSeq lists its product as uncharacterized. The record is from RefSeq and is a predicted model, not a curated record. The transcript has 2 exons. Lineage: Eukaryota; Fungi; Ascomycota; Dothideomycetes; Pleosporales; Didymosphaeriaceae. Bases 1 to 1023 code for a protein of 340 amino acids. Gene Ontology annotation, molecular function: protein binding.
AUGGAUGGAGACGUGAUCCUCGCAUGUCAAAAUCGAGACGACCAUGUCACAAGAGCCUUCCGUGUCUCGAGUAAGGUCCUUCGGCUUGCAUCUCCAGUCUUUGCUGGAAUGUUCAGACCUCAGUUUGAAGAAGGAAAUCUAUUACUGCAAAAAGAGUGUCCUGUGGUUGAGCUCAAAGAAGACGAUGCUUCAAUUAUGAGCGUCAUACUUGAGAUUCUUCACUUCCGUUGCGAUAUCGAGGACGAUAACACAGACUCGGAAACGCUGGCUCGCCUAGCGAUUCACUGCGACAAGUACGAUCUGUCUAAGUCUCUGGGCCCAUGGGUAGCCUUCUGGUUCGGAAAGGCCAAGAGUGUGGUCACGUCGACGAAUGAUCUGGGACGUCAGCUCCUGGCGGCGUAUACUUUCAAUGUUUCCAAAGAGUUUAAAGCAAUAUCCGAGACGGCUUUGAAAACGGUCUCUCCUGGAUUCGAAGACGAUUGGGAAACCCAGGAGCUAUUGGCCUCGCUGCCUGUCAAUAUAAAAGAUGCAAUGUCACUCCGAAUCAAGCGAACACUGGAUGUUCUUGAAACAGAAGUUCAGAAAGUCGAGGCGACGUUGCGCCUAUCCUUGAGGAGCUACGAGACGUCACAACGCACGUGUACUGUAUGCGGGAGAACGCAUCCUGAACAGGCGAAAAGAUGUCACAGGUGUAAAUCGUCAGACCUUCCUCUGAAUUACUGCGGAAGAGACACCAGAAUCGCAGAGUAUUUUGCGAUUCUGCGAAAAGCGGAGCUAUGGCCUACUCUGCAGCCCUUUGGAAAUUGUUCCAUCUCGGAUAUCAUGUUUCGAAUACUUUGCGCACAAACAGAUGUCAAUCAUGCCUGCUCAGCUGGUCAAUCUUGUCCCUUAUUUGUGAAUCUUGCUAAACUCACAGACAAGGCGAGGCGCGUAGAGAAGAAAAUUCGCGGCUUCUGCUUGCUCUGUAUCCGAGAAGACUAUGAAUGGGACGAGAGUAAGAGAUGUACGCAUUUAUAUGAUUAA